UGGUAUAACGCAAUGCCGUCAUUCGUCCCUACAUCACAUUUGGAUAUGAAACACAUAUGCACAGCACAGUGGAAUCGAUGAAAAUGAGGAAAAGGCUAAAGCUGAAAUGGAAUAACAUAAAUUCAUGUAAUACACGGUAGUUUGAAAUUAAAAUUCAACUUGUAACACUCUAUCACUGAAAAUGGCUCAGCAAAGAAUUAGAAAUUAUAGCGACGAUAGAAAUUAUAAUAAAAUAUCUUCAAGGCCACCAUAUAUUCGGCGUGAUUACAAUCCAGAUAGCCGUUAUUCAAAUGACCCAAAAGGAUAUCCCCGACGGAAUACUCCAUCAUAUAUUGGCGAAAAUCAAACUCAGACAAAUGGCUUUGCCAAAGAAGGAUAUGGCAUUGCCAAUCAGAAAGAUAAGCGCUACAGAUCAUUUGAUGAUAGUCCUCAACGACACGGCCCAUACGAUCGCCCAAGUGUACGUGAUGAACAAAACAUGCAACCUCCCUUUAUGAAAGAUCCGAUUGGUCCAGUUCAACAAAACGAAUACCCAAAUUCUAAAUUUCUCAGUCCAACGAUCUCCAACACACCUAGCUCAUUUCGAUCUCGCUCGAAUCGAUCGUCAGAUUCAACAACUAGUGGAUCUGUAUUCGAAACUUCGGAUACUGUGUCAUCUUACGUAGAGGGAGAGAAAUCCACCACUGGAGCUCAGGAGAAGACAAAUCAAAGUGAAAUUGAUGUUGAGAUCAUAGAUGGUAAAGAAAAGCAAAAGCCAACUCAGUCUUACAAGUGGGAUGCAUUUCGCCUGAUGCCAGUAAGUGACGCGGAUGAUGACCAACAAUGCCUGGAGUCUAUGAAGAAAGCAGCUAAGAUCAUUUCCUACAUAUUUGUUUUCAUCAUGGUCCUUGGAACUACUUUCCUCAGCAAGUUCACGCUGGUGGUAUUGGCUGCAAAUAGCAGAUUUGGCAUUAAGCUAGAUUGCUCGAAUACAUCGUUGCAUGAAUGUCAUGUCGCUUUAGAUGACACCUCUGUUGGAUCCAAGAGGUUUCUCUUGAUUAACAAACAAGUUAUAGAGGCAACAAUGCCUACUUCAAUACCGAGUAACACAACAAGCAACGAUACGACACCAAUGGCAACAGAUGUUGUCUACACUGAGAGUAAUCUGGUGUCUGGGGUAGUUCGACAAUGUGACACUAUGACCAUGUAUUGGGUAUGGGGGCUUGUUAUGACCGUAUGUAUACCAUAUAUACUGGUCCUCUGGCGGUCUCUAUGGCGUAUGUGUUUUAAAACAAAACAAGGUCCAAGUGCCAUCACUUUUGUUGUGGUUAUGUUAGUGGAAACGCUACACUCGAUUGGGAUAGUACUUCUUGUCUUCUAUAUUAUACGGAAGUUGGAUUCGGUCAGCGCAAUAGCCAUGUUAACGAGUGUUGGAACAAUUCCUUCAGCGUUGUCAUUGUUCUAUAGGCCACUUGUACAAAGGGCGGCAAUGGCCAAACGUGGACUCAACAUAACAGCGACGUUUAUCCAUGUGGUAGGGAUCAUUGCCUGGCCUGUAUUGAUUUUCUACAAGACGACGACUCUUACACACGUGUGGACAAUUCCAUUGUCCUUACUAUUGAUAUCGUGUGGCUGGUGGGAGACAUUUGUCCAUGUGAGAUAUACAUAUAUGGGUAAAUUGGGUGAACUGCUGGUGUCUGUGAAGAAAAAUGCCAGGCGAUCAAGGAGCAAGUUAUACGCUGUAGUAAGCAUUUGGAAAAUACUGUUAACGAUUUGUGGCAUGAUGGUCACAAUGAACUUCGAUAUGAGAGACAGUGCAGGUCUUGGGUUUAACGAGUGGUUCUUCUUUCCAAAUCACGAGAACAAAUGUCCGGGUAUUGCCAACGGGGGAGAGGAAGUUGGAUCAAAUGAUAUUCCUGAUAUAAUAUGGAUCUGGGCAGUUAUUUGGACAAUACAAUUUCUAUCCUCAUCAUUUUCCUACAUAUUUGCAAAAUUUGGUGCAAAGACUCUUAUCCAGGACAUUGCUGUUGCCCUCCCUCUAUUACUAAGUACUCCAUUGACGAUAUGUAUAAUGGUAUUGGGGUGCGAACCAAAUCAAAGAGCAGCGUUGGCAGGUGUUUUACCAAAUCAUGUGUUCUGGCAGUGCACAUCUUGGUCCUUUGAUGAACCAACGACAUAUCUAUUCAUACCCUUGGCUAUAAUAUGUUGGUUAGGUCAACUAUGGGUCACCCGUCAUGUUUGGUAUCCUGCUACCCAAAGAUUGGCCAAGACUGAGAAAUUGUUUGCGCUGCCAUUGUUCUGUGGGGUGAUGAUUGAACAAUCCCUGUCAUUCAACAGAAGGAAGGAUGAUCACAUAAUUUCUGACCAACAAGAGAAAAAGGCAUUGGAGGUGAUACUAGAAGCCGUUGGCCAGGAAGUAGACGAUGCCGUCGGAGAUGAGGAGGAGACAAGAAUGACAUACGAUACCAUAAAAGCAAAGGAGGACGCAACGCCUAUGAUAUACUUCUGUGCAACUAUGUGGCAUGAGAACGAGCAAGAAAUGAUACAUUUGCUCAACUCUAUAUUCAAGAUGGACAUUGAUCAGAAUGCUCGAAAGAAUGCCCAGGCAUACUUCGGUAUUGUAGACCCAGACUUUUACAACUUUGAAACCCAUAUCUUCUUUGACGAUGCAUUUGAUUUCCACAUAGAUGGCGAUACUGAUUAUGAAGCGAAUGAGUUCGUGAAACUUCUUGUGGCGACAAUAGACAUGUCUGCUAGUGCUGUGCAUCGUAUGAAAUGUAAAAUAGCUGCCCCCGUCAAGUGUGAAACACCGUAUGGAGGAAUGCUAGAAUGGCAUUUACCGGGAGGAAACAAGCUCAUUGCCCACCUCAAGGACAAACUGAAAAUACGACACAAGAAGCGUUGGAGUCAGGUGAUGUACAUGUACAUGUUUCUUGGGCACAAACUGUGGACUAAAGUGAAGAGUGGAAUAAAGAAGCAAAAUGUAGCAGAGAAUACAUUCCUCCUUGCUCUAGAUGGUGAUGUUGACUUUCAGCCAUUGUCAGUCCUACUCCUCGUGGACUUGAUGAAACGGAAUGAAAAAGUUGGUGCAGCAUGUGGGAGGAUUCACCCAAUAGGAGCGGGUCCGAUGGUUUGGUACCAAAAAUUUGAAUAUGCGGUUGGACAUUGGUUCCAGAAGUCAACAGAGCACAUUCUAGGCUGUGUAUUAUGUAGUCCCGGUUGCUUCAGCUUGUUCAGAGGUGCAGCGCUUAUGGAUGAUAAUAUCGUUAAGAGAUACACAACAGUAUCCACAGACCCAGUUCACUAUGUACAAUACGACCAAGGUGAAGACAGAUGGUUGUGUACACUUCUACUCCAACAAGGGUACAGAGUGGAAUAUUCCGCAGCGUCUGAUGCGUUCACGUUUGCACCAGAAGGUUUCAACGAAUUCUUCAACCAGAGACGCAGAUGGACGCCAAGUACAAUGGCAAACAUCCUCGAUUUGAUUAUAUCUGCAAAUCAGACCACAAAGACGAACGAAAACAUUUCCUGGCUGUAUAUCGCAUACCAAACUGCUCUGUUUGUAUCAUCAAUCAUUGGACCAGCGACUGUUUUCUUGGUCAUUGUUGGAUCACUUGAAAAUCUUCUCCAAAUGGGCGACAAUGGGCUGUGGAUAGCAUUUACUGUCAACCUCGUUUUGAUCAUCAUGUUUGUUGUUGUAGGACUAAAAGCUAAAACUGAUACACAGUUGUUUGUUGCCGGGGUGUUGUCUACUUUGUACGCCUUGGUGAUGAUUCUCGUAAUGGUUAGUGUAAUCGUCAACUUUCGGGAAAAGUAUCUCUGUGAUCCCAGCUCACUCUUCACCGUUGUGUUGGUUGGAAUGUUUCUUCUAACUGGGAUUCUUCAUCCCCAAGAGAUAUCGUGUCUUGCACACGGUUUGUUGUACUACUUGGCGGUGCCGAGUACAUUCAUGCUUCUGACGAUAUUCUCUGUUUGUAAUCUCAACAACGUUUCGUGGGGUACAAGAGAAGUGAAGAAAACGAAAACAGAACAAGAACUGCUAGAUGCCAAGAAAGAAGCACAUGAAGCGAAACAGAAGGGCGUUAGUGGCGGUAUAGCAGCAGUGGUUCCUGCGGUGACACAAGAGGGAAUUAAUUGCUGUGGUAUAUUUAGGUGUCUGCCUGGCAAUGCACAACCAGUGCCCGUCUCACCGGUCGUGGUACAACCAAGUUACCCAAUCAACAACCAAGGUGCGUCUCAAGACGAGACAAACAUUGAUGAUCUCCUGGACGUUGCUCCUGAAAAAAGCAAGUUGUCUAACAAUUUACCUGAUCUAACAUCAAAUAUACCUGAAGUAAGGACGAAACAGAGAUCUUCAUGGAUUCGUGACCCGGCUCUUGGAGAUGGAAAGAUUAUCCGAAUUUCUAAGAGUGACAAGUUAUUCAGCGAGCAGUUGAUUGAGCGCUAUUUAAAACCACUAGAGAAUGACAAGGUUCACCAAGAGAAGGUAGCAAUGGGAUUGAAAGAUUUGCGUAACAAAGUUGUGUUUGGAUUCGUGGUGAUGAACGUCAUUUACAUAACCGUCGUACAAAGUCUUCAACUUCAAAGAGAGAGGGCGCUUGCUUUUCAAAUAGAUGUGUGUCCAUUUCAUUUGCAUCCAGAGACUGGUGAAACGAUUGAGCUAUCUAUUCAACCAAUGGCGAUGGUUUUCUUACUAUUUUUCGGCAUUGUUCUUGGAGUGCAGUUUGUUGGCAUGCUGGCCCACAGGAUGGAAACGUUCAUGCAUGUAAUAGCAACCACGUACCUAGCAUGUUUUGGAUCGAAACAAAAACAUGAAAAUGAGAACAGGGAACGGAUCAAAAAGGCUCUACAGACUGCAAAAGAUUUAAGCGCACUCAAAUCUGAAGACAGUAGUAAAUACAGUACGCUGACUUCCAUUGCAGAUGAUAUACAAAGUGUACCGAAACAGCCUAAUCCGUUACAAAAGCCAAAGGGUGUUGACAGUAAUGCAACACGCUUGGAUCCAGCUCAAACAAGACGUCCAUCGUUCGGAACCCUUGAUGCUGCUUUUGCUAGGAGAUUCAGGAGGGUUCAAAAGCACAUAGAAAACGGAGAAGAACCCCUUCCGGAUUAUGGCGCCAAUGAUGACAACCCUGUGCCUCCGAAAAACAAAAUGAGGCGAAGGAUAGCAAAAGACUUCAUUUAUGAAAAUAGAGAACAGAUCUUGAAUACUAACAUUUACAACAGACAAGACAGAAAUCCCAUGUAUCGUUAUUGACCGCUUGAACACUCUUUCAAAGUUAAAAAUGUAAUCGAAGGAUUACUUGAGAAACUAAGAAUGUGAAGGUGAGGGACAGUUUCUGCGCAUUCUCAUUGAUGCACUUUUAAAAAUAAACAGUGUUAAAGAAAGAUGAUUAUUGUGUAAUGGUUUAUCAUAUAUCCUAGACAAUAAAAAAAGAAG
Molecule: messenger RNA, 5419 nt
Organism: Owenia fusiformis
Lineage: Eukaryota; Metazoa; Annelida; Polychaeta; Sabellida; Oweniidae
Source: the annotation of a GenBank genome assembly